This is a messenger RNA of Talaromyces amestolkiae, 735 nucleotides long. RefSeq lists its product as uncharacterized. The record is from RefSeq and is a predicted model, not a curated record. NCBI's taxonomy places the organism in Eukaryota, Fungi, Ascomycota, Eurotiomycetes, Eurotiales, Trichocomaceae. The transcript has a single exon. Bases 1 to 735 code for a protein of 244 amino acids.
AUGCUUCCCGAACUUCUCCGGUCCUUUAUAGGUAAUCAACCUAAUGAGGAUGUUGAGCUUCAAGAUUUACUACCACUUCUCGACGGCAUUGAUUUCACCGACGACGACUCCGAUAACCUGGAAAUACUUCUCAAACGUAUUCAAGAACAAGUGGGCUCUGAAAUUCCCGAGUGUAUCUCGAGGAUUGUGGGGAAAUAUUUAGAGUGGCUCAAGAGUGAAAACAUAGAGCUCAAGGACAGCCCAGCCCUGACCCAACAUUAUGUGGCACUAGUUAUUUACAUGUUCAGUUUAUUAAAGCGCUUGAAGGGAAUGCGUCCAGCAUCAUGGCCUUUCAGCACGUGGACGCCAUCCACCACGGAGCAAAUCAAAAACAUGAGAGAGGACGGCCCCAAGAAAAUCACCCAAGUUACGGAUGAAAUAUAUGCGGAACUGGAGGUGAUGUACGAAACCGCGACAGAAAAAAACAAGAGAGAGGGUACUGUGGUGUCAAUGAGGGAACUGGCCGAGAAGAGGUUGAUGGCACUCCAAAAAACGAAGGAGUACCGCGACGAAAUUGCCAAGAUCGAGGCAGCCUGCAACAAAGUAGAGAGUCAGUCUGACAAAGAGCUCUUAGCUAUUUACAAGUUUGCUUUGAAAGCUGUGGCUGCUCUAGUUACCGCAUUUUUAGUCCUGUACGGGUGGCUUUCUAAAAAUGAGCCCGUUGAGCCAGUGCCGGUCCCAUCUCAGCCACAAUAG